This is a messenger RNA of Toxorhynchites rutilus septentrionalis, 2047 nucleotides long. RefSeq lists its product as uncharacterized. Gene Ontology annotation, biological process: phospholipid metabolic process; arachidonate secretion. The transcript is spliced from 5 exons. The coding region runs from base 604 to 1797 and encodes 397 amino acids. NCBI's taxonomy places the organism in Eukaryota, Metazoa, Arthropoda, Insecta, Diptera, Culicidae. The record is from RefSeq and is a predicted model, not a curated record.
CGAAAACUCGGUUCUAUAAAACACGUUUUUGUUUCGCUCAUUUCCAUCUCCGCAAACGCGGAAAUCUCGAUCAGAGCAGGUGCUGUGGAACGAAUUGGGCAUCAUUAGCAGCUUCUGGCACUCGUUUUUUUUUUUUUGCAAUGUCGGCACAUUUCGCAAAACAAGUCACCCUUAUAACAAACAUAGCGUUCCUCUGCUGAUGACCUUCUGCGAAGCGUUGGAUACUGUUAGUCGUUGUUGAAUUUCUACCGGGGCGAGAGAAAAAAAAAUCUCCAAGUUCAGAAACCAAGGAUACGAUCAACCGCAAUCGAGAUUCGUACCUAUCAGGCUGACUAAAGAAUUCAAAAGCAGUUUAUUCGAUUAUAAUCGCCGAUUGCGAUCGAUUGUGGUGGCGGUGGUGCCAUUUUCGGCGAAAAACGGUGCAAUCUAGUGGAUUAAUUAGUUUUUAACCGGAGCCCGUGUUUGUGUGUAACAAAAGGGCACGCGAGAUGAUCUUCUGAAGAACCGGGGAAAAUUGUUUCCAGAUCGAGUGCCAAGCAUGAAAGUUACUAAACUUCCGGGCGGUGUUCGACGUGGCUCAGUUGGGCUUAACUUCUCGAUAGAAUGGCCUCGGGAAUGGUGCUGCUAGAGUGGAUGAUUAUUGUUACGAGUGUUCUAGUUGGCGUUCUGGUAAUGGUUGGUAGUGCUCGAGAAUCAAGUGAUCAAAUCGAAACAACUACAGCUUGGGGCGAGGAUUCUACGUAUGAUACAGAAAUGACAACCCUGGGUGGUGAAGAUAACGAUAGAAUUAGCACGGUGAAUAUGAAUCAGGAAAAUUAUAGGACAAAAAAUGUUACCGUUCAUAAACCGGACCACACUGCUAUAAGCGAUUUUCGUGAUCUUGGAGAAAAUGUUGAUUUAGAGUUACUAUUUACGGAACACACUAGUCCAGAUCCACAGCAGAGCAGUAAUCAUGAGGACAACAUUGUGCUCGAAAUUCAAGAAUACGACGACGACGGAAACAGCCAAAGCUAUUUUCUACAUUCAACGCAACAUUCCGAAAAAGGAACUCGCGAUGAAACCGCCAGCAAUCAUCCAAGCAUGUACUCCCGAGUUUCAGGCUUUUUCCGGGACAUGCUCAAACGGCUAGGUGUCUACAGCUACAUCGUCAGCUACCGCAAGCGACAGAAGAGUCUGUUCGACUCGAAAACACCCCACCGUUUCCACCCCAAUUCGGUUAGCAAUCCCAAGCGCCCUUUCGGAGAGCAACAAAACUCGGCUGCGCUCACCACAAUAACGACACCGAUGACGACAAUCCCCGUAGGCGGCGAUGGCCUAUCUACACCGCGUCCCCGGAACAGUCCGACAAAAUCCACAAUCAGCAGCCUGUUCAAUCAGUUCAAGCAGCGCAUUAAAGCCAUCUACCCGGGCACGGUUUGGUGUGGCGAUGGGAACCAGGCGAAAAGCGAGAGCGAUAUAGGAUUCUUCUACAUGACGGACAGCUGCUGCCGGGCCCAUGAUCUCUGUCCGAUCGCAAUCGCUGCCGGGGAGCAGUUUAAUCGUCUGAAAAAUAAUGGCUAUUUCACCAGAUCUCACUGUGACUGUGAUAAGCAGUUCUACAAUUGUCUGAAAAACGCCAACACGCUAGUAUCGAACCAGAUUGGUUACACCUAUUUCAACUUGUUGAAGCCACAAUGCUUCCGCCACGAGCAUCCCAAAGUUGCCUGUUCCAAAAAAAGUAAAGGCAAAUGUCUGUCGUACGUGGUGGACGAAACGCAGGACAAGCUGUGGCAGUGGUUCGACAACCUAACCUACUAGUUUAUAAGGAACGCAAACCAAAUUGUUCAAAACACAAUGAGCCCAAAGAAAGAGAACCGUUUCUGGAAGGAACACAUGUAUUUAUAACGAUUAUAUUUGAACUGACGAGGUUUUUUCCUUGCGGAACAUAAUCAAAACGUAUUGCUGAAAUAAAGUUUGUAAAUUGUUGUGCCACGUGUGAUAAUAAACAUAUAGAAGUAAAAAAUAGUUUUCCAGUAGUGUAGCAUACAGCGGGGCCCAGCUAUUGAAG